UGACUCUGCCGUGUGUAGCUGCAAUCAUGGCCGACGAAGCGAAGGAGAUGCCAGAGCGCCCAAAAGAAAAUGCAGAGCCCGCAGCAGGGGGCGCUGAAGGCGAGAAAGGGCCAUCGAAGAGUGCAUUGAAGAAGAUGCAGAAAGAGAAGGAAAAGGCGGAAAAGGCUGCACGCAUAAAGGCUGAGCAAGAGGCGAAGAAGAAGGCCGACGAGGCAAAUGAUGUGAGCAAGGGAGACUACGGCGAGCUGCCACUGGUGCGCACAUCGACAGGCGUCAAGCACGAGAAACUCGAGGCGCUUGCACAGAAAUACAGAGAUGAUGCACCUGCUGAGCAGUGGGCAGAAGGCGAGAAGGGCCCGCAGGUAGUGUUCAGAGCGACAGUGGAAAAUGCGCGAAAUCAGAGUGCCAAGCUGUCUUUCCUCGUCUUCAGCCAGCAAUCGGCCACCAUCCAGGCCGUUGUGGCAGCCAGCGACACUCUGUCCCGCCAAAUGGUCAAGUUCGCCGGCAGUAUACCAACCGAGAGCGAGGUCAUUGUACACGGUCUUCUCAACAAGCCCAAAGAGCCAGUCAAGAGCACGACAAUCCAGAACCUUGAAGUGCAUGUCAACAAGCUGUACAUUCUCUGCAAGGCCGACACGCAGCUUCCUCUACAGGUCGCCGAUGCUGAGGGCCGCAUCCCGGCAGAGGGUGAGGAGAACGCUGUGCGCGAGGAUGGCAAGCCGAUUGUCUCCCUCAACACUCGUCUCAACAACCGCACCAUAGAUCUCAAGGCCAACCUCAACCACUCCAUCUUCAAGAUCAAGCAUGGUGUGCAGAGACUCUUCACGGAGUUUUUGGAAGAACGCGGCUUCAUUGGAAUCAACACUCCUCGCAUGCUUGGAGCCGCAUCAGAGGGUGGUUCAUCUGUGUUCGAAGUGAAAUACUUUAAUGACAAGGCGUAUCUCGCCCAGUCACCGCAGCUGUACAAGCAAAUGAUGAUUGCGUCCCGAUUCGAGCGAGUCAUGGAGAUUGGUCCCAUCUUCCGUGCUGAGAACAGCAACACUGCUCGCCACUUGACUGAGUUCACUGGUCUCGAUCUGGAAAUGGCCUUCGAGGAGGAUUACCAUGAAGUCGUGUCUCUCAUCGAAGAGCUGAUGCUGUUCAUCUUCGACGGCCUGCGCACGAGGUAUAAGAAGGAAUCCGACUACGUCCGCACUGUCUACCAAGUCGAGGACUUCAAGCUCCCCGCGGCUGGCAAGGUUCCGCGCCUACACUUCUCAGAGGGUAUUGCCAUGCUCCGUGCUGCGGGCGAGGAAGUUGGCGACUUCGACGAUCUCAGCACUCCACAAGAGAAGAAGCUUGGUGCUCUCGUACUCGAGAAGUACGGCUCUGACUUCUACGUUCUCGACCAAUACCCUCUCGCCAUUCGACCAUUCUACACCAUGCCUUCCGCGGAGACACAAGCCAAAUACGAUCCUAAAGAGCCAAAUGCAGGCUACUCGAACUCCUACGAUUUCUUCAUGAGAGGUCAAGAGAUCAUGUCUGGUGCUCAGCGUAUUCACUCCGCGCCGUACCUCGAACAGCGCAUGAAGGAGCACCUGACCCCUGUCGACCCUAAGAGCGACGGUCUUCGCGACUACGUUAACGCUUUCAGAUAUGGUUGCCCGCCUCAUGCUGGUGGUGGUAUUGGUUUGGAGCGAAUUGUCAUGCUGUGGUUGGGACUGCCAAACGUGCGAUUAGCGAGCUUGUUCCCACGCGACCCAGGCCGGCUUAUGCCAUGAAAACCUUCCUGGGGAUACAAAUGUCACGAUGCCGCCAAGAAGACACGUCCUAGAUUGCCAGCUAUGCUGAGAAAUAAGUUCUUUGCGCCAAGCUUGAUGAAUUCCCAAAGACUCCACACCCACCGGGAGCGCACAGGCAGAGAUGGCGUUAAUUCUAGCUAGCAUUUACGAUGGGACGGUCAUGUUCCAGCUGGCUAGCUAUCCCAAAGCAUUAAGUAGAGGUAAAGAAAGACGUGCAUGAAUGAAUGGAAC
Molecule: messenger RNA, 2012 nt
Organism: Pseudocercospora fijiensis CIRAD86
Lineage: Eukaryota; Fungi; Ascomycota; Dothideomycetes; Mycosphaerellales; Mycosphaerellaceae
Exons: 1
Coding region: 27-1760 (577 amino acids)
Biological process (GO): aspartyl-tRNA aminoacylation
Cellular component (GO): cytoplasm; cytosol; aminoacyl-tRNA synthetase multienzyme complex
Molecular function (GO): RNA binding; aspartate-tRNA ligase activity; ATP binding
Source: RefSeq, a predicted model, not a curated record